AGGGGCAGGAUCCAAAAGCGGUAGAUCGAUAUUGAAGAUGGAAGACGCAGCGACGCCCACUGUGAUAACGUCUACCAGCAGCAUCGCGGAAAACUUUUACACCUCUACUCUGGCUUACGACAGGCACUUUUUUCGUACUGCUUCGGGGCUCCUCAUUUUCGCAGAAAUAGUAAGUAGUCAAGUUUCAAGUUUCAAGCUCUAGGCUACGGGAUACGCAUGGUAUACGUCGUCCAAAUAAAUGCUUACUUGCAGGUUCCUUCUCGACAAUGCAAUAACAAUGACACAUAAUAAAAUAUAAGAAUACGAACAUAAAUUAAAUGGCUCAGUAGAACUGAAUAAACAUUUUUUAGUAGCAUAAGUAUUAUUCAAGAAGGCACAUUUUAUUGUCCAAUAUUUACACGUUUAUUGGAGAAGGGGGGGAUGGGGGUCAGUGUAUAAACUGAGCAGUAUUAUAAGAGUCUGGUAGCAGCAGUUGUGAUGUGUGUGUAGCAUGAAUGUAAAUGUGUGUGUGUGUGUGUGUGUGUGUGUGUGUGUGUGUGUGUGUGUGUGUGUGUGUGUGUGUGUGUGUGUGUGUGUGUGUGUGUGUGUGUGUGUGUCUGUGUGGGUGUGUACAUGAGAGAGUGUGUGUGUGCUAAGGUGAGGAGAAUCAGAGCAGGUGGUCAGUCCAGUUCAAUUGUUCAGCAGUCUGAUGGCCCAAAUCUAACUGCCUGUAGUUCAGGACCUGAAGCAAGGAUAUGCAUAUUCUUGAUUCUAUUUGAAAGGAAACACUUUGAAGUUUGUGGAAAUGUGAAAUUAAUGUAGGAGAAUAUAACACAUUCGAUCUGGUAAAAGAUAAUACAAACAGUUCCAUCAUCUUUGAAAUGCAAGAGAAAGGCCACAAUAUAAUAUUGCAGUUUAGGCGCAAUUUAGUUUUUAGCCACUUGAUGGCAGCAGUGUGUGUGUGCAAAGUUUCAGAUUUAUCCAGUGAAGCAUUGCAAUACUGGACUAUUUUGUAUGAAGUCUGCCCAAAUGUGCUGAAUUGGUCAAUUGACACAUUUUCAAGUACAUAACUAUAGAGAACAUACAAAAAUGAUAUGGUAAUACAACAUUUAAGUUUACACACUCCACAAUCCAUACAUGAUGGAUCAUUAGUUUAUAUACUAACUUUCAUACAUCUAGAUGGCCGGGCGGGGUGGGUGCUGUCUUCACUACCCGCUGGAGGGACUUGCGUUCAUAGACAGAGCAAUUCCCGUACCAGGCCGUGAUGCAACCGGUCAGGACGUUCUUGAUGGUGCAGGGCCAGUAUUUGGAGAGGACCUGGGGCGGCAUGCUGUUGUGUCCUCUUGACAAGAGUGGUGGUGUUGUUGGUUCAUUACACGUCCUCGGUGAUGUGGAUUCUGAGGAACUUAAAACUAGUGACUCUCUCUGCUGCAGUCCGGUUGAUGUGGAUCGGGGCAUGUUCCCACCUCUGCUUCCUGAAGUUAAAAAUCAACUCCUUUGUUUUGCUGACUUUGAGGGAGAGGUUGUUGUCAUGACACCACAAUGCCAGUUUACUUACCUCCUCCCUAUAGGCUGACUCGUUGUUGUUGGUAAUCAGGCCUACAACCGUGUUGUCGUCAGCAAAGUUGAUGAGGGAGUUGGUGUCGUGCAAAGCCACGCAGUUGUGGGUGAACAGGGAGUACAGCAGAGAACUGAGGACUCACCCCUGGGGGGCCCCUGAGUUAAGAGUCAGUGUGGAGGAGGUGUUGUUGCCAAUCCUCACAGCCUGUUGUCUGCCCCUCAGGAAGUCCAGGAUCCAGUUGCAGAGGGUGAUAUCCUAACUGCGACACAAACAUAUUGGUGUCCACGUUUGAUACAAUAAUUUAUUGAAAUCAGUAUGUCAGUGGCUUUCACCAUCUUUCACACAAUAGCUGCCAUCAGAAUUAAUGGAGGGAAUCAGUACUGCUUUGUUGAUUAAACAAAUUAAACACAUUAUGAUGAUCAGACAUUUUGUAUUGUUCAUACCUUGUAUCACAUGGCUAAUUGUACCCUUAUGAUAGGGGCACAAUUAGUUCUGAUAAAGGGAAGAGUUUGCCAUUUGCUGAAUCCCAGUACUUUUAUACAGAUUUGCAAAUUGUUCAACCUGUAUAUUUUAUAUGCAUUUUAUACACAUUUUGCAUAGGCUGCUUGGCCUGUAUGACAGUUUUUCACAGACGGUGACGUGACAUCGUAUUGAACACUGCACUAAACUGAAGGUUCAAUUAUUUAAAAAUGUUCAAGGAACUAUAACUGGAGAAAAUGAACAUAAUGUCAACCUACUUCCUGUAAUAUAGACUACUUCCUGUAAUAUAGACUACUUUCUAUAAUAUAGGCUUCUUCCUGUAAAAUAGGCUACUUCCUGUAAUAUAGGCUACUUCCUGUAAAAUAAGCUACAGUACUUCUUCUAAUAUAUGCUAGUAAUAUAGGCUACUUCCUAUAAAAUAAGCUACUUCUUCUAAUAUAUGCUAGUAAUAUAGGUGAAUUUCUGUAACAUAGGCUACUUUCUGUAAUUUAGACUACUUUCUGUAACAUAGGCUACUUUCUGUGUAGACAGACAAUGGGUCUCAGUACAGUGUUUUAUUUUCUCUGGAAAGGGAAGUUGUUUAAAAACAAGGUCAGUUUCAUUGUCCCUUUUCCUUCCAGCAUCAGGGGAGAAUGUGACCAAAAGUCUCCUCUUCCACGUAGGCUAGACAGUCUUUUUUCCUGUGACACGAAGCAACCAAUGAAACAUUAUUUUAUUUUAAUAACAGGAAGGUAGGUUUGGAGUGCAACAGAGGACAAAACUUCCCAUUAUUUACAGUAGCACGCAUUAUAACAAACUGCAUCUAUAGAUUUAUCAUAAUCAAUGUGUUACGACAUUCUUUCAGAAUGCUGUCAGAUCAGAUAGGUGUCAGUCAGCUGUGGGGUUAGUUUCUGUUCCAGAAAUACAAACUAUGAAAAACCACUUGGCAAUUAUGUUUUAUAUAGCUGUUGUACUGUUUUAGAUGAGAGCUUGCAGGUAAACAGAGCACUCUACAAUUCAAUGGAUCCUGUGCAUAUGCCAAUAAACUGUUAUUUGAUUUGCCUUAGGCUAUAUUAUUUCCUUUCAUUGUAAUCUCUUUCUACAGUAUGCCAUCAAGAUAAGCACAGCAAAUGCAUUUAAAUACACGAUAAAGUAGACACCACCAGAGCACAGCUAUCACUGACAAUGUGGCACCCCCCAAAUGUGGCACAUUGUUGCACAUCCCAAAUGGCACCCUAUUCCCUAUAUAGUGCACUACUUUUCACUAGAGCUAUAUGAGCCCUGUUCAAAAGUAGUGCACUAUAAAGGGAAUAGGGUGCCAUUUGGAAUGCUGGCUAUGUGCUUCCCUGUCCCCUCAGGUGUUUGGUCUGCUGGUAUGGAUGCUGAUAGCGGGGACAAACUACUUCCGUGUGUCUGCCUUUGGGUGGGUCAUGUUUGUGGCCAUCUUGUACUGGGUCCUGACAGUCAUCUUCCUCAUCAUCUACCUGACCAUGGCUUACAACAGGAUCCCUCAGGUCCCCUGGACAGCUGUGGUACGACACAUACUACGACACAUAAUACAACAGCACAUUAUCUGACCAACUUGAAACUUGAGUGAUUGGGGUUGUUUAUUAUAUAUCUAGUGAUUGAAUAAUUGUGGAAUAUUUACGUAACUCAAAAGUAAUGGAGUGAACUGCCUGGAUGGUUUUGGGGAAGAGAGGAUUUUUGUGUGCUCCUGACCAUGUCUUUAUGAAUGUGAUCAAAUGAAGCCAUUCUAUAAUGUGUACUAGCCUACAGUAUCUGAAUCAGCCAGCCAGGAAUCCUGUUGUUGUCAUUCCACAGGACCUGUUCUUCAACAGUAGUGCUACAGUGAUGUCUGUGGUUGUUCUAACAGGGGCCUGUUCUUCAACAGUAGUGCUACAGUGAUGUAUGUGGUGUUCUACAGGACCUGUUCUUCAACAGUAGUGCUACAGUGAUGUAUGUGGUGUUCUACAGGACCUGUUCUUCAACAGUAGUGCUACAGUGAUGUAUGUGGUGAUGUCCACAGAGACCUGUUCUUCAACAGUAGUGCUACAGUGAGGUAUGUGGGGUUUACACAGGGCCGGUUCUCAACAGGAGUGCUACAGUGAUGUAUGUGGGGUCUACAGGGCCUGUUCUUCAACAGUUUAGUGCUACAGUGAUGUAUGUGGUGUUCUACAGGGCCAGUUCUUCAACAGUAGUUGCUACAGUGAUGUAUGUGGUGUUAUACAGGCUGUUCUUCAACAGUAGUGCUACAGGGAUGUAUGUGGUGUUCUAAAGGGCAUGUCUUCAACAGUAGUGCUAUAGGAUUGUAGUGGUGUUCACAGGGCCGUUCUUCAACGUAGUGCUAGUGAUGUAUGUGGUGUGGUUUACAGGGCUGUUCUUCAAAGUAGUGCUACAGUGAUGUAUGUGGUGUUGUCUACAGGGCCUGUUCUUCAACAGUAGUGCUACAGUGAUGUAUGUGUGUUCUACGGGCCUGUUAUCAACAGUAGUGCUACAAGGAUGUAUGUGGUGUUUCUACAGGGCCUGUUCUUCAACAGUAGUGCUACAGUGAUGUAUGUGGUGGCAGCAGCAGUGGAUGCAGCCUCAAUCAGCCAUGCUGUUAAAGGGCGCCAUAACUACAACUGCUGGGUAGCAUCCACGGUAAGAAAACCACCUCAGACCACCCAGACAUACAUUUAAAUCAAGCCAACUGUGAAAAUAUACCACAAAUAUGACUGAGUAUUUAUGAUCAAAGCGAUAUUAAAAUAUACAAUAUUAAAAUGCAAAUAUAUGCCUACAAGUCAGAUAAGAGAGGUAUGAUGCCACUGUGUACCAUCCCAAUGAUAUCUAUUUGGUCCAUUUAAGCCUGCUCUACUCACACCUACUAUUGUACUGAAUUUCAAUGUUUUCAUCUGUCUGUUUUUCAGUUCUUUGCCUUCCUGGUCACGCUCUGCUAUGCAGGAAGUACGUAUAUAAGUUUUCAAUUGUGGCGAUCGAGGGAUGAGGAACAAUAACCAAUCACAAAGGACAGCUAAAGUAUAUCCGUUAUGGUACAGGAUCUUGAAAAGUACCGAUGGUUAAGUGCAACAACCACUCCUUCCCUUUGGAAUACAUUUCUCUUUGAUUUAAUUUCUGUUAUUUUGGAAUUGUGGUGUGUUUCAUCUGUUGGAUUGACAGAGCCUGAACCCCAGGGAUGUUUGUACUUCUUAUGAACUCAAAUGUUUUUUAAACAUUUGGAUGAAAAUGACUGAAGCUAAUAAAGUGGCUAUUCUAUUGUUCUGAAGCUGGAGAUCAAAGCUUUAACUCCAAUAUUAAAAUGGAUUGGACAGUAAUGUUGUACCACACUAGAUGGUGCUAAGAUACAAGGCUGAGAAACAGGGCUUAUGAAGGACAUUACAGUUAAUUAUCUUUUUGAUUAUUCAAAAAAAGAAUCAUAUACGAAUAAUAUCUUUUACUAAUAGGAGUCAGCGACACUGAACAAAAAUAUAA
Coregonus sp. 'balchen' is the source of this 5467-nucleotide messenger RNA. The record is from the annotation of a GenBank genome assembly. NCBI's taxonomy places the organism in Eukaryota, Metazoa, Chordata, Actinopteri, Salmoniformes, Salmonidae.